Nymphalis io (European peacock) is the source of this 1959-nucleotide messenger RNA. It is a transcript of the gene Amnionless, whose product is annotated as protein amnionless. NCBI's taxonomy places the organism in Eukaryota, Metazoa, Arthropoda, Insecta, Lepidoptera, Nymphalidae. Bases 52 to 1329 code for a protein of 425 amino acids. The record is from RefSeq and is a predicted model, not a curated record. The transcript has a single exon. Gene Ontology annotation, biological process: intracellular protein localization; receptor-mediated endocytosis. Gene Ontology annotation, cellular component: apical plasma membrane; endocytic vesicle.
UCGAAUUAACUAUUCAUUAACCGACCAUUCGAUCAUUGCGCAUAUUCGAGAAUGUAUUCGCAUACGUUUUUUAUUAUUUUAAAUUAUAUUUCAAUUUCUCUUACUGCAAAAGUAACAUGGUUACCUAAUACAAGUUUCAACUUGCCAACUAAUUUUAAGGACGGCAAACUACCGUGUUCGAAACAAACUGUGGUAUUCCCAGAGAGUCUUGCUAACUCGAUCCGAAUAGAGUCUGGUACGUCGGUGGGUGGAUUUGUAUUGCCAAUGGAAGGAGAACUGAUUUUAACGGAAGGUGUCAUUGAAUUUGGUCCAAUCACGGAUGAUAACUGUACGACCGAAAGCAACUCUUAUUAUACGGAGAAGUCUAUCUCGCUUUGGGCUCAACCAGAUGUAUGGACCUCAUCUAAAUUUAAAAAGGCGACUCCAGAUGCUGAAAGGGUUCCCUGUUUUGAUGAUAUUGCGGAAUUUCCAAGUAAUACUGAUUUUACAGUUAUUUUACCAGACGAGACUCAGAGAAUUCAAGGAAUCAAAUUAAACGGUGAAAGUCUUGAUACAGUGCAAUUUAAAGAUUACGUCAUAAGACAGUCCGAUCAAACUCAACAGUUUGUUCUGAAUAAAAACGAAGACACUGGAAUUAUAGUAGCACGAGGUCAUUGCGCGUCACUAGCAGGAUGCCCUUGUCAAAAUAAUGUUUUGUCAAUUGAUUGCUCAGCUAAGUUUUGUCCUAUGCCUGCUUGUGUUAAUCCAGUUCAACCUAUUGGACAUUGUUGUAAGAUAUGCGGGGGAAUUAUAGCUUUUGAUAUUGAUCGAAGUUUUGAUAUCACAACAUUUAAAGAGCAAGUGAGCCGAACGAUUGAUAGUUUUGGAGAAAAUGAUUUGAUUUAUCACAUUGGAAGACUUCCACCAAAUAAAGUGCAGCUUGUUGUGGUCGACAGCGACGAAUACAGCGGUACUAGUGCGGAAGUUGUUAACGCUAUUGCAUAUAACAUGGAAAACCACAUAGUGCACCAGAUGCAAAUCAGUGGGAGUCCUCUUUACAAAUCAGGUCUGGGUGGAAAGAUAUUUGUAUCGAUGUUUUUCACAGUAAUUUUAGUAAUGAUGGGAAUAUAUGUUUACUAUUAUAGACUUCCAGAAAUUAAAUUUCCGAUAAUGGGUCGAAGCCAUCCCAGUUUCUUUUCGAGAUUUGAUCGUAGAACUGAGAGUGUUGUUUCUUUGACUAGAAGAGAUUCAGUUGCACCGAUAGGAUCUAGCAUAGGUACUGCUUUCAGGAAUCCGCUAUACGACUCAAAAAGGAAGAAUUUAAUUGAAGAGUCAGCUAUGGAGGAAUAGAAGUGACUUGUAAUCAUAUCAGUUAAAUUAUAUUUGUCAUUUAUGUAGAAAUCUGAAAUUGAUUAUAUUUUGCAUGGAAUUGUUUUCAAGUUAAACUUAAUAAGGCUAAAGUUUAAAUAAAGUAAUAUAGACGAGUCAUCAUGGAAAUGGAUCCGACUGAUAAAAGUUUUAAGUAAACAUCUUAAACAAACCGAAAGCAAAGUUUGGACAAACAGCACAGAAGUUUGAAACUCAACAAUAUCUAUGGAAUAUCGAUAAGGCGAGGAGAAAUUUGAUCCUGCUUAGUCCAAUAUUGAAGCUCUGCCCUUUGUGUCUAUGCCUUUUCUCUGCUAAAUGUGAACUCAAUCAAUAGUAUUGGGUUUCUUCAAAACAGCUCAAAAGACGGGACUGUCAUGAGAGUCGUUAAUCAUUUCUCUUUAAUACUUGUACGACGAAAGAGAGUGCCACGGAAUUUCGUAGUUUAUCUGUGACAACUAAUAUUCCUAAAUCGACAAUCAAACAUUCAUAUCAACAGAGUUUGGGUAUUUGAUUAUUAAAUGAUACAUGAGUGUUUUUGUCAGAGAAGUUAUGUUUUUACUGCAAAUCUUUAUUAUUAUUUUUUAUUUUUUAAAUUAAAGUUAAAUUUGUUGG